Molecule: messenger RNA, 4617 nt
Organism: Pangasianodon hypophthalmus (striped catfish)
Lineage: Eukaryota; Metazoa; Chordata; Actinopteri; Siluriformes; Pangasiidae
Exons: 18
Coding region: 164-1321 (385 amino acids)
Biological process (GO): positive regulation of transcription by RNA polymerase II
Cellular component (GO): nucleus
Molecular function (GO): single-stranded DNA binding; protein binding
Source: RefSeq, a predicted model, not a curated record
GAGAUGUAAAAAAAAAAAAAAAAAAAAAAAAAAAAAAAAAACAGGAGGAGGAAGAAAACCACACACUACCCUGGGUAGCUAUGGAGAUGGAGCCUUUUCCUGGCCGCUUUCUUUGACAGGCGUCGAGUAGGGGCUUAAAAAUCUUUCAAAAACGGAGUCCAACAUGUACGCCAAAGGGAAAGGAGCCGUGGUGCCGUCCGAUAGCCAAGCGCGAGAGAAGUUGGCUUUAUACGUCUACGAAUACUUACUACAUGUUGGCGCUCAGAAAUCUGCACAGACCUUCUUGUCUGAGAUCCGGUGGGAGAAGAACAUUACUCUAGGAGAGCCCCCAGGAUUCCUGCAUUCGUGGUGGUGCGUGUUCUGGGAUCUGUACUGCGCCGCCCCGGACAGACGCGAGACCUGCGAGCAUUCCAGCGAGGCCAAGGCCUUCCAUGACUACAGUGCAGCAGCGGCGCCCAGCCCUGUAAUGGGGAACAUGCCUCCUAAUGAUGGCAUGCCGGGUGGACCCAUGCCCCCUGGCUUCUUUCAGGGCCCUCCCGGGUCGCAGCCGUCUCCCCACGCACAGCCUCCCCCACACAACCCCAGCAACCCCAUGAUGGGACCCCAUGGCCAGCCUUUCAUGUCUCCGCGGUACCCGGGUGGACCUCGGCCGUCCCUCCGCAUGCCAAACCAGCCUCCAGUCGGGGUUCCUGGGUCACAGCCACUCUUGCCAAACAAUCUGGACCCCACCAGACCACAAGGACACCCCAGCAUGGGCGGCCCGAUGAGAAUGAAUCCGCCUAGAGGGAUGGGCAGCAUGGGUCCACAGAGCUAUGGUGCAAUGAGGCCACCUCCGAACUCCCUGGGUGGGCCAGGCAUGCCAGGAAUGAACAUGGGUCCAGGAGGACGGGGUCCCUGGCCGAAUCCCAACACUAACUCGAUAGCGUACUCCUCCUCAUCUCCGGGCAACUACGUGGGUCCUCCAGGGGGAGGUGGUCCUCCAGGAACUCCCAUCAUGCCAAGUCCAGGAGAUUCAACAAACUCAAGCGAAAACAUUUACACAAUGAUGAACCCCAUCGGCCCUGGAGGCAACAGACCCAACUUCCCGAUGGGCCCGGGCCCUGACGGUCCGAUGGGAGGGAUGGGCUCCAUGGAGCCUCAUCAUAUGAACGGAUCAUUAGGGUCCGGGGACAUGGAUGGGUUGCCAAAGAACUCGCCCAGCAACAUGGCAGGCAUGAACAACCCACCGGGCACACCGCGAGACGACGGCGAGAUGGGCGGCAACUUCCUCAACCCGUUCCAAAGCGAAAGUUAUUCACCCAACAUGACGAUGAGCGUGUGAUUUUUUUUUUUUUUUUUUUUUUUUUUUUUUUUCCCUUUUUUAUUAUUGUUAUUAUUAUUAUUAUUAUUGUUAUUAUUAUUUUAUUUCUUUUUAUUUUCCUUCCAUUUGUUUCGUGCCCCGCAUUUCUUUUGACACCCCACCCCACCCCCAACCCCUGCCUCGUGGAGCUUUGGGCCGGGCCGGACGUCGGCGAAGCACGGGACUCGCGCCAAAAUGGCCGCCGGCGACAGGAAGCAGCCCCCGAGCCACAGGAAGUGCCUGCUGACUGCCUCGCUCUGCCUUCCUCUCUGGCUCAGGACACUGAAAGAAGGGGCUUUUAGAAGAGAAGACACACACACAAACACACACACACGUGAAAGGACAGACUGAUGGGCAGGACAAGAACGUGUGUCUUCGUUCGGCUCAGCUCUUUUUAACUCACUCCAUCUUUUCUUCUCUCUUAAGUUUUCUUUCUCGUUCUUUAUUAAUGCGUUAGAUUUCACUCUGGGACAUGUGAUUUUUUUUUUUUUUUGGUUCCCCCUCCAUUUUAACGUGUACAUUUUUAAACACUCAUGAAGAUGUGACGGGCUAUGAACGUUUCCAUUAUUUCUGUGUAUGUAUUGUAUUAUUAAUAAUUAUUGUUCUUUUUUUUUUUUUUUUUUUUUUUGUAUUAAUAUUGUAAUGAUAAUUGAUAAGGGUAUUUUUUUUUUCCUCAGAAGGGCACAUUGUAUCUCAAUAACCAUGAAAUCGUCAGAGUAAGCACAUAUUCACGAUACCCAGUGGAAACUCUAUGAUUUAUUAUUAUUAUUGUUAUUAUUAUUAUUGUUUUUUUUUUGUGAAUUAGUCGAUGUAUUUUAUUUUAAUGUUUUUGGGGGAAAUUUCGAGCUUGGGGUAUUAUUUUUUUAAUUUUUAUUUUCCCCCUCAUGGCUUUGCGUGACUUUUUUUAAUUCCCCUUUACAUAAUGUAGCGAUUUGACAGAAAGCUCCACACCCGGGCGUUGAGCGUUUCUAAUAGUAAACUUCACUCCAUGAUUUAUCUCUUUGCUGUUGCUGUGUUAUUACACUUUCUGUCCAGAAAGUACAGUUAGAAAGCCAACAGCAUUCUGUGGCCUGUGUCAUAAUUUCACUGAUUGACGAAGAAGAAAAAGAAGAAUCUUCUCCCAUAGUCGAAAACCCCGUGUUUUUUUUUUUUUUUUUUUUUUUUUUUUCCCUGUUCUUUUCUUUUUUAAAUUGUGGUACUAGAUAUUUUUUGGCUUGGCUCACGUUUUAUUUAUUCUCCCCCCCUCCCCACCCUCCUUCAUGUGUGUAUGUCUUGCACCAUGCAGCUUGCUUCAGGACAUUGUAAACAUGUAAAUAAUGCCAGUCUAAAGAUACCUCCUGCUGAAUCGACCCCUGUCCCGCCUGCAUGUUCCUGAACCAGGGCGUCUCGGGAAGGGGUGGGGGGGGGGGGAACAAACGUCCGCCGAGACGCGCUCACGUGCUUUCUCGUAUCCGACGGACUGACUGAAAAGGCGUAGCAGCUCCUCGGCUUCUCAGACACGUUUCUUCUUCAGCACACUGGGUGAUGUGAGGUACCACGUCUGCAUCUGUUCCCACGUAACGUGCACCAGGAUGAGUGGAGGGAAAAACUCGAGCGUCGUCCCGACCCGCUCGAAUCACGAGCCACCGCUGCUUGUCUGGCUUUUCGGAAACGAAUCAAGACUACCUAGUUACCGCCGCCGAGCAACUCACGGAGCUUCACGUCACAUGAUCAUUAACACCUAAAGACGGAGUCCUACAACACAGAGGUCCAUCUUUAACUCCCAUAGCAGCGUACAGAGCAGGAUUUGUCAAUGUUUUAUGUUUUGUUUUUUUUUUUUUUCUUCCCCCUUUCCCGUCUGAUUUUAUUUCUUUUCUCUUUCUUUUUUUUUUUUUAAUAUUUGUUUAACUGUUUCGGGAUCCAUUCUGGUUGUUUCAAAUCAGCCACUGCUAUUUAAUUUGUUAAUUAAUGGGUAUCCAAAUGCUAACCUGCCUCCCACACUCUAAUCAGACCGCCUUGUACAUGACGUCACUCUUUUUUUUUUUUCUCCUUUCUUUAUCAUUUGCUUCUUGUAAAUACUGUAAAAUGCAUUUUGAUAUCAUUGACAUGUUUUUUGAUAUUCCAGUCUCGACAAAUGAACACAGCACUGGACGGAAAAAAAAAAAAAAAAAAGGUGUAAAGAAAACAACCUUUCUAGCUGAAGCUCUGUUCCCACUGGAGAAAAAAAAAACUUCUACGCAAUCAGUGAAAAGGAGAAGAACUCGUCCUAUUGCACUGAUUAAUCCACAGAUAAGGUGAAUGAUGAGAGGCAGUUCUGUAGCAGUCCUAACACACUCCUGUUUCAGCCUUGACCAAGUGCUCAGGAUCCCUUCUUUUUGGCUCUCACGUCCCACAGACAGACAGACAGACAGACAGACAGACAGACAGACAGACAGACAGACAGACAGACAGACAGACAGACAGACAGACAGACAGACAGACAGACAGACAGACAGACAGACAGACAGACAGGGCGGCCACGCUUGUGCACUUUUCCAGAAAAAUGAACGUGUUUCAAGGCUCAAAUCAGAAACUUAAAGGGAUCAGAGAUACAAACAGACUUUGUGAUGAAGGAUUUUUAUCUAUUUAAAAUAAAAAAUUAAAAAAAAAAAAAAAAAAUUAAAAGAAGUGAUUAAAAAAAAAAAAAGGGAGGAGGCAUUUCCUCUGCGUUCUGAGAUAUUUUCUAGCGUCAAAUCCCAAAUUGGACGCUACUCGGGGUGUGAUGUACAUUUUCUACCCCCCUGUAGUGCACUUACCUAGGGAGUAGGGAGCAGUUUGGGAUUCAGCCAGUGUCUUCGCCCUGUUUGCCAUACAAAAGUCUGUCCCAUCGGCCAUUUCUGUACUACUGUUGUGACGCUGUAUAAUAAUGUAACAUUAAGGAGAAACGGAAGGGAGCUUCGUCGUUCCUCGGGUCUUUUUCCGAGAAACGGAACAAGCAGUAUUGAGUAUGGAGCAGCGACCUCCUUCGAUUUUGCUUUGGAUUUCACGUUAGACUAGACUGGCUCCUUGUCUUCUAGGGACUUUUUUCUGUGUCUCGUGUAGUUAAUGUUUCUUUCUAUUGUAAAAAUUUCUUUAGACUGAAAAGGAAAAAAAAAAAACAAACAAAAAAGUCGUUUACCUAAAAAAAUGGAAAAAAAAAUGCAUCGAUAAUAAAUGUAAUUCUUUUCUUUUUUUUCCAUGGAGUCGUCACUUAUUUUUGCUCGUGUCCCUUCGUUGUAGAUACAAAUUUAAGACUAAUAAAAAUAACGUAAUCCCUUUUA